AAUGGAAAAAAAGGCAAGAAAAAGCAAAAAAAAAGACAAAGAUGGUGAUGAUGGUUGAAGUAACGGCAAAAGAUACCAUGUGUAUACAAAAAAAAAAUUCAUCAUCAAAUUCGUUACACUAUAGCUGUAUAUCGUGAUGCAAAUGUAUGUAUGUGUGUGUAUGUUGCUGUGAUUUCACCAUUAUCAUUGCCAAUUCAAUCAACUCAAAUGAUCCUUAUUGUUGGCUGAAUUUAAUUGAAGAAAUUUUCUAAUUUUCUAUUCGGUAAUAGUGGUAAAUGAUAUUGGCGGCGAUAACGUUUUCGUUUGCAUAAAUAUAUCAUCUUCUUUUGUUGAAUCACAAUCCUCUAGUAAUUAAUAUCAUCCAUAUUAACAACCAUAUACAACCAAAUAGCAACAGUUGUGUUGAUACUUAUCACUGUAUACCAGUUACCAAAAAAAAAAAAAAAAAAAAAAAUCCAUGCUCAAUAUCCAUGAACAGAUGUAUGAUUUUCAAUCCAAAAAAUUUACAAAAAAAAACAACUAAAUCCCAACUAAAGAGUUGAUAGAACAAAAUGCCAAAAGUGUGAAAAGAGAAAGAAAGCAAACGACAACGGCAAAUUUUUUUCAUUUUAUUUCUUCAAAGUCAUUCGUUAUUAUUAUUUAUAUUUUCUUGUGUGUGUUUGCCUCGACUUUUCUAUCUGACCAAACUUAUUAUUUUAUUAUAUAUAUAUAGAAAGAAAAUUUGGACCUAGUCCAGUUCUUUUUAUUGUCCACAUUCGAAUCUUUUUUUUCUUUUAUUCACUGUGAUUCAUUUUCUAUUGUAUUUUAUAAUUGUGUUUCAAUGUCCAUUUAAUCUGGAUUCGAACAACAAACAAAAAUAAUGACUUCAACGCAGAAAACGAUCGACCAUUCUAAUUCAACAACAACAACAACAACAUCAUGCUACAAUUCAAGUUGUACAAACAACUAUGGAUAAUGAAGAGGAUAAUCCAUUUCGUCCUGGUUCGGAAUUAAGCCGUGAAGCGGACAUUAUUGUCAAUCUGAUUAAAGAAGGAAAACCAAUCACACCAACUGGUGAUAUAAUUAGUGCCAACAAUUCUAAUGUUGCCGCUGUCAAUGAUAGCCAAACACCACAAAAACAACAAGAAAGUUUGACCAAAAAACAACAAUUUCAAACUCAAACCAUUUUAGUCAAUAAAGGUGAUGAAAAAGAUGGUUCAAAUAAAACCAACAACAAUAAAUGCAGCAACAGCAAUAAUAAUGGUAAUAUUGAACCGGGACAAGUUGAAAUUCAACAUGGAAUUAUUGUUGCAAAUAAUGAUAAUAUGCCAACAGUUGAACAGAUCAAUCUGAAAAAGAAACUUAAGACCCCCCAACAACCAAAAAAAAAAAUGAUUAUUUGUUUGGAUCCUGACUCAUCAUUGCUGAUAUAUUCAUAUUCAUGUUGUUUACAAAAAAAAAAUGUGUCAAAUCGAAAUUUGCCCAUUUUGUAUUGAUCAUCUAAUCAUCAUUUACAAUCUUCAAUACCAAACAAGGCUUAAAUCUAAAAAAUAUCAACUUUAACGAUGUCAUCAUCAUCAUCAUCUUUUUAUGUUAUCUCACGACGAAGUCGUGCACUUUUUCUGUUUUGGUAUACGCCCUUGCUAACAACAAACAUCAUCUUCAUCAUCAAUCAAUCAAUCAAUCAAACAAGACAGUGUGUGUGUGUUUAUGUAUGUAAUUUGAAUGAAUGUACUAAUAACGAACCAACUUAUAGUAAGAAAUUGGAGCUUCUUCUUAAAUAUAAGAUCCUUAAAUGAAAAAAAAAAUCUUGAACAGUCCUAAUAUCCUGUAUCCAAAUAGAUUUGCUUAUAUGGAAUAUACAACUAAAAUUAAGCAACAAAAAAAAAUUCAAUUUCAUCCAUCUUUGAUCAUCAUCAUCAUCAUUUUAUUUUUGUUUUGUUUGGUUUGGUUUUUUACCACCAUUCAUUCAUUCAUUCAAUUGAAGUAUGGCGAUAAUUUUCAAUUUCACAUACAACACACUUGUCAGCGGUUAUAUUAUGUGUUGAUUUCAUCAUUUUGUUUGACAUUUUUUUUUGUUGUUUCAUUUGAUUCAUGUCAUGAUUUUUUUUUAAUUAUUA
Messenger RNA from Dermatophagoides farinae (American house dust mite), 2099 nucleotides. The record is from RefSeq and is a predicted model, not a curated record. Lineage: Eukaryota; Metazoa; Arthropoda; Arachnida; Sarcoptiformes; Pyroglyphidae.